GAUGUUGUGAGAUUCCUGGCGAAAGCCCAGGAUGGAAAAAUUCGUUUAACUUGGGCGAAUGCAGAUGAAAGACUUGAUAUUUCCGAACCUAAAGGUUGUUGUGAGGCAUGUGUCGGAAAUAAGGAUUGUAUUGGAUGGGUUUUUACAGAAGUAUGCCUUCAUGGUGUUGAUAGAGAUCUUCUUCCCGAUAUAUGUGAUUAUCAUACAUUAAAUGAUACACCUCUUCAAAAUGCACCUUGGGAAGAUUCCGGAGUUAUCCGUUGUAGUGAUGGUUGUGGUUUUCUCAUCCAGAUAAUAAUAAUGAUCAAUCAAUCAAUCAAAUUAUACCGUAAUGGUGAUUAA
This is a messenger RNA of Dentiscutata erythropus, 342 nucleotides long. Lineage: Eukaryota; Fungi; Glomeromycota; Glomeromycetes; Diversisporales; Gigasporaceae. The record is from the annotation of a GenBank genome assembly.